Eutrema salsugineum is the source of this 804-nucleotide messenger RNA. RefSeq lists its product as uncharacterized. Bases 286 to 552 code for a protein of 88 amino acids. NCBI's taxonomy places the organism in Eukaryota, Viridiplantae, Streptophyta, Magnoliopsida, Brassicales, Brassicaceae. The transcript has 2 exons. The record is from RefSeq and is a predicted model, not a curated record.
AGAUAAAAGGAAAAGAAGACGAUCUCUCUCUCCUUCUCAAUCCUCUCUGUCGUUCUGGUUUUUGCGCAAUGCUUCUUCCAUUUCUCUCUUCCUCUCUCCUUCUCCGUCUCUCUUCUCCGAUCAUGUCCCCUGAUCCCUUCUCCUUCCUUUCUUCCCCUCAUUAAUUAUUUUAAAUUUCGACCAUUAAUCCUCCGAUCGAGAUCCAUUCAUCGACGGAGAAUCCAGAUCGAUCCCCGAUUGAUAAUAAUAGAAGAAAAUUUAAAACCCUAAGACCUAAAGAGAGAUAUGGAGAGUUCCUUAGGAUUCAUGGCGGUUUUCGCCGUCUCGGGAAGCGUGGUGUUCCUUGCGAGUCAAUUCCACAAGCGUCUCCUCUCCGAUUACAUGGAGAAGUUCGAAUUCGAAAUCCGAUCGAGAGAAAACGUGGUGAUGAAGAAGAAGGUGAGAUUCGCGGCGGAUGUGGUAGAGCCGUCGGGGAACAACAAAGAAUAUCGCCGGAGACGCUCUUCCAAGGCCAAAUUCGAUAAGCAAUCGAAGAUGGCGGCAACUCUUUGAAGUUUUUUUCUUUUUUUUUUUUGGUGUGUGUACAAAAGGAGUCAUAAUGUAAAUUAUUCAUUGGUUUGUGAUUUGAAAUGCAUAAUUAAUUUCGGGAUUUUUUUCUCUCAUUUGAAUCUGGGCGAAAAACCUUUAAGUCUUCCCAUGGUCAAUAGUUUUCCUCUUUUUAACCUUUCCUUCAUUUUUUGGGAGGGUCUUACUUUUACCUGUAAAUAUUUCGUUUUUGUAUAUACAAAAUGUGAUUGCUAAUUA